AAGGGGAGGAACUUUUCCUGCACUGCAGAGCUUUGUCCAGUCGAAUUAACACCAGUAUCAUGGCGAUUCACGUCUUCGAUAAUGAUGAAUACAGACCACCAGUAUGGAAAUCUUACUUGUACCAGCUCCAGCAGGAGGCGCCACAUCCACGGCGAGUCACUUGCAUUCGUGAGGUUGAAAACAGACCCAAAUACUACGGUCGAGAGUACCAUGGUAUGAUCUCCAGAGAGGAGGCUGAUCAGCUGCUGAGUGUUGCUGAAGGAAGUUACCUUAUAAGAGAAAGCCAGAGACAACCUGGCACCUACACCUUAGCCUUACGCUUCGGGAACCAGACUCGCAACUUUCGCCUCUAUUAUGACGGGAAGCACUUUGUGGGAGAGAAGCGGUUCGAGUCGAUCCAUGACCUGGUCACUGAUGGCCUGAUCACACUGUAUAUCGAAACCAAAGCAGCUGAGUACAUUGCCAAGAUGACCAUCAACCCCAUCUAUGAGCAUGUAGGCUACACCACAUUGAACCGCGAGCCAGCGCUGAAGAAACCUGCAGUUGUUUACACGCAUGUGACUGAUGGGAAAGUGGCACCUGAAGAGGACGGUGGCCUGGAGGAAAGACUUACCUCGCUGGUGCGGCGGGCCACGCUGAAGGACAACGACCGGGCACCCAAGUAUGAGAAAGUGCACAACUUUAAGGUGCACACGUUCAGGGGGCCACACUGGUGUGAGUACUGCGCCAACUUUAUGUGGGGACUCAUUGCUCAGGGAGUCAAAUGUGCAGACUGUGGCUUGAAUGUUCAUAAGCAAUGUUCCAAGAUGGUGCCCAACGACUGCAAGCCAGACUUGAAACACGUAAAGAAAGUGUACAGCUGUGAUCUGACCACUCUGGUAAAAGCUCAUAAUACCAAACGACCCAUGGUGGUGGACAUGUGCAUACGAGAGAUUGAAACACGAGGUCUGAAAUCUGAAGGUCUCUACAGAGUGUCUGGAUUUAGUGAAUUAAUGGAGGAUGUCAAGCUGUCCUUCGACAGAGACGGCGAGAAGGCUGACAUCUCAGUGAACGUGUAUGAAGAUAUCAACAUCAUCACGGGUGCUCUCAAACUCUACUUCAGGGAAUUGCCCAUUCCUGUUAUCACUUACGAUGCGUACCCACGCUUCAUCGAGGCUGCCAAGCUGAUGGAUCCCGAUGAGCGUCUUGAGGCACUUCAUGAAGCUCUGAAGCUGCUACCUCCUGCUCACUGUGAAACUCUGCGCUGUCUAAUGGCUCACUUAAAAAGGGUGACACAGAAUGAGAAGGAUAACCUGAUGAAUGCAGAGAAUUUAGGAAUCGUGUUUGGUCCCACUCUGAUGCGAGCGCCAGACCUCGAUGCCAUGACUGCGCUAAACGAUAUCCGCUACCAGAGGCAGGUGGUAGAGUGUCUGAUAAAGAACGAAGACAUCCUCUUUUAGCCUCUACUCCAAUCCCGAGGAAACAGUUUUUUUUAUCACGGACUGUCGCUUGUAUUUUCUAUUGUUUCUGUUUGUGCAAAGACUUGAACCUGAAGAUGAAGGAGCCCUUGUAUAAUACAUUUUUUCUACGUUAAGUGGAGCGGUAUUGUUUGCUCACCGUUCUGAUUUCCCCAUUUAUUGGGCGUAUAUAUUAUGUACUUUAUGUAAAUUUGCAUGCUUUCCUCCCCAUUUUUGUCGGGGGUAAUAGUGACUCAGCGAGCAUUGUUUGUUUAUUUUGGGAUAGUUCAUGAUUUAUUGUGGGAUAGCUGUAGCUUGGAUCUUCUCCCGCAGCAUGUGAUAAAGCUCGUGAAGUCUG
Messenger RNA from Trichomycterus rosablanca, 1794 nucleotides. RefSeq names its product chimerin 1 (gene chn1). The record is from RefSeq and is a predicted model, not a curated record. The coding region runs from base 60 to 1439 and encodes 459 amino acids. Gene Ontology annotation, biological process: signal transduction; regulation of small GTPase mediated signal transduction; positive regulation of GTPase activity. The transcript has 13 exons. Gene Ontology annotation, molecular function: GTPase activator activity. Lineage: Eukaryota; Metazoa; Chordata; Actinopteri; Siluriformes; Trichomycteridae.